AUGGGACCCCCGUGCAAUAGGGGAUCAUGGGGCCCCGUGUCCUCGCUCACACUCAAACCACACCCAAAAAAGCCUAUGAAAGGUACCAGGGGCAUCUUAUGGGGCCCCCUACUGACCCCGGACCCUCAGGCACUGCCCGAGUGCCUGAAUGGUCAGUCCGCCCCUGCCCAGGGGCGGACUGACAACUCAUGGGACCCCCGGGCAAUAGGGGAUCAUGGGGCCCCUGUGUCCUUGCCCAAACUCAAAAAAGCCUAUGAAAAAGGUACCAGGGUGAUCUCAUGGGGCCCCCUACUGACCCCGGGCCCUCGGGCAGUGCCCGAGUUUCCAAAUGGUCAGUCCGCCCCUGGUCCCAAUACUUUUGGCAAUAUAGUGUAU
Staurois parvus is the source of this 375-nucleotide messenger RNA. The record is from the annotation of a GenBank genome assembly. NCBI's taxonomy places the organism in Eukaryota, Metazoa, Chordata, Amphibia, Anura, Ranidae.